CAGAAGAAAGAUAAACAUACAAAAAGAAGAAGGCCUUCCCGUUCAAGAACUCCACCUACGAGGUAACACAACGUUUUUAAGAAAUUUUAACUUGUGUUAGUGGUUCUAGUGGUAAUCAGGUUUUAAUAUCAAUUGAUACGGAUUAAUUUAUCUGUUUUUAAAAGUUUCGAAAAGAUCCACUUUCCAUGGGUCAGUGGAAGGGUGGAUGGUCGCCCCUUUAAUAGCUCCUUUUUUUCCUGCAGGCUGUUUGAUGAAAAAUCAGAGGGACCAGCAUCCCCAAGAUGGCGAUCAAGAUCUCCGAUCGCAAGAGCAUCGAGGUAGGUUAACAAAAUGAGAUAUUUUUUACCACGUACUGUAACACCUAAAUCUCGAAAACUACUUCCUACCAGUUGGAUCACUGUCUUAAGGUUUCCUUCGAGAAAGAUUUUUAGAGUGAUACAAAAAGUCAAAAAAGUGUUCAUGAUGUGGACAUUAAGCCCCUUUAAUUCAAGAUCGAUCAAGAUCUCCCCCUCUUCUUGCAGGGUGUUUGAUGAACAAUCGACACUUGUGGAACGAUCACCAUCCCGAAGCCGAUCAAGAUCUCCGAUCGCACGAGUACCUAGGUGGGUUAAGAGUGAUAUUUCAUUAUAGUGUAACUCAAUAAUUAUAUCCUAUCUGUAACAACAACAGUUGCAUUUCCUAAUAUUUUGUUUGUCUCCUUCCCUAAGUUACCGCAACCCUUCAACGAGCAGCCAGCGGACCAUGGACUCAUUUAUUGAGAACAAAAGUAAGUGGUUUUAAUCUGUAUUAAUCAAUGCGUCGUUAGUCUACCGACUGUAAAUUCCACAAAAAUUGUUAUUAAUUAUUUAAUACUUAUUUGUGAAAGAAAAUUGCACAUGAUUUGCCUCCCUUAAUUUUUAGUUACUGCGUAAUGACAUUUUCACGCUGACAGCUCGUUGUUAAGUUAAGUCAUGCCUGUUUUUUACCCAAAACGCCAAGUUAGUAUUUACUUCCCAAAUAACUCGGACAAAAACGUCUACACUAUGAUUUGACAAACGUAGCCUUAGUGACUAAGAGAAAAGAAGGCGUUUCCUUUAACUUGCCUCGGGGAUGUUUUACAAUUGGUUUGAUCUUCCACAACUAAAGUUUCAGUCGAAACGUUACUGUAGUAAAGACAACUCAAGACAACAAAUGACCGACACAAAGCUCUGUAUCGAUCUGUAUAAAACAAUAUAUUUUCAAGUAACUAGUUACAACCAAUAGGAAAACCUAUUCCAAAUAUGUGUUUAAAAUUGCUACUUUAGAGAUGACAGUUACCUCGCACAAGAAUUCAGGAAAUUUACCAACUGACUCCUUCACAUCUCCGUCACUCCCAGAACCCAAAUACCGGAUUGUACCAGGUAAUAUAACUUGUUUUCAAUUAAACAAACGUGACUAACAUUGAGGGAAUUUCAAACUGUACCCACGGUUUCGUAAUUUGCAGGGCUCUUACUUCUAUGUCUUUUAACACUCGGUCUGUUUGUUUCUAUCUGAUUUUUUAUAUUAGACUUGCUCAAGACGUUUGUGUCGCGUAGUUUAAAUCACGUACAAAUCCGUGUCCGCUAUUGCACUUAUUGGCUCUUUUUUUAAAUAAAUUUGAAGAUGUUGAUAAUGACCUCAUUCAUUUUGUCGAUCAGAUCUGAUGCAUAUGCCCCUGAACCAAAACAUUUAGACAAACAAACUGUUCUUUUCUGCAGUACUUGAAGAUAACAUCCCAAGUACCCUUAGAAUAAAGCUCUUCAUGAAUCCACCAGACGUCAGUGGCAAAUACCCACUGGAGCGAAAGCGACUCUGGCACUUUACCCCAGCUAAAAAGGAUCAACUUUUGCUGGCCACUACGAUAGAAUUAUUUAAGAGUUACUUCGGAACCUCUAACUAUCUUGAAUUAUCCUAUUUUGACGGGGAGGAAGGAAUGCUAAUCCUAAAAAACGAAGAUUUGAAGGAAGCCUGCAGUUAUUUUGUGCAAUGCUAUAGAGACUUUGACAACUACCAGGACUACUUGAAAAUUUACGUAAAUGAAAAGCUGAAACCGCAAGUAUCCCCUACUGUAACCGUGAAAUUGCCAGAGGGCACGUCAACACAGGCAAAAGGCCUUUACAACCUACUUACUACUGAGCCACGGUCGAAUGUUGCCGCAUCAAAACUUGACAAGAUGAAAAUUAAAUUGAACAAAGAAUUUAACGUAAAGGAAAUUCAAGGUGAAGUCCUGGACAAGUCUGGGAUAAAGUGCAUCGGUUGCAAGAAGGUUGUGAAAUUGGGAAAACCUUACAACAUACAUAACUUCAGGAAGCACUUUAAAAGAUGUCAAAAGAUUGACUCCAGGGCCGGAACUCAGUCAAUAGCUUCACUUUUUCUCGCUAUGGCAGCUAUUUCUCAGCAAGUCAAGUCCAAAGCAGAGGAAAUGAUAGCUGAAUGCCACAUUCUGAAAGAUAAUGGGGAGGCAGUAGGAGAACUCAUGGAGUCCUUACUACAGGUUGUUAAGAAGCCUUCCUCUCUUGAUGCGGUCGCUGGUGAAAUAAAACGUCAGACGUUAGAAGCAGUGAAGAGUAAAGAACACCCUCUGUACAAACAUUUUACCGCACUCUGUGUAGAAGGAAAGGUUGAAAUCGAUGACGAGAACAGCUCGGAGGAAACUACUACUGCAAGCAGUUCCGAUGAAGAAUCAGAUGACUCCACGGAUGCCUCGAACGCAUCAGAUUUAUGA
This is a messenger RNA of Porites lobata, 2722 nucleotides long. Lineage: Eukaryota; Metazoa; Cnidaria; Anthozoa; Scleractinia; Poritidae. The record is from the annotation of a GenBank genome assembly.